GGCUCUCUGAGCACGAUGUCCGCAGCUCCCGCCAGCAAUGGGGUGUUUGUCGUCAUCCCACCCAGCAACGCCAGCGGCCUCCGCCCGCCCCCAGCCAUUCUGCCCACCUCCCUGUGCCAGCCUCCCGGGAUCAUGCAGUUCGAGGAGCCACCGCUGGGGGCGCAGACUCCACGGGCCACCCAGCCGCCUGACCUGCGGCCCGUGGGGACAUUCCUGACAGGAAUGCCCAAGGCUUUAGGGACGGUCCAGAUCCUCAUCGGCCUCAUCCACCUGGGCUUCGGCAGCGUGCUGCUCAUGGUCCGCCGCGGCCACGUGGGGAUGCUCUUCGUCGAAGGCGGCGUCCCCUUCUGGGGAGGAGCCUGCUUCAUCAUCUCGGGGUCCCUCUCAGUGGCAUCCGAGAAGAACCACACCAGCUGCCUGGUGACGAGCAGCCUGGGGACCAACAUUCUCAGUGCCAUGGCGGCCUUUGCCGGGACGGCCAUUCUGCUCAUGGAUUUUGGUGUCACUAACUGGGACGUGGGCAGGGGCUACCUAGCCGUGCUUACCAUCUUCACCAUCCUGGAGUUUUUCAUCGCGGUCAUUGCCACCCACUUCGGGUGCCAAGGCACCCGCGCCCAAGCCCACGCGCCUGUGAUUUUCCUGCCAAAUGCCUUCAGCACAGACUUCAACAUCCCCAGCCCCGCAGCCUCUCCGCCCCCCGCCUAUGAUAACGUGGCAUAUGUGCCCAGGGAGUCGUCCGAGUAGAUGAUCACUCUGGGGGUUGGAGUCCCGCCUCCCCUACUCUCCAGCCGCCACCCGCGCCAUCCCGAGCCAUCCCGAGC
Messenger RNA from Mesoplodon densirostris (Blainville's beaked whale), 821 nucleotides. It is a transcript of the gene MS4A15, whose product is annotated as membrane spanning 4-domains A15. Gene Ontology annotation, cellular component: plasma membrane. The record is from RefSeq and is a predicted model, not a curated record. NCBI's taxonomy places the organism in Eukaryota, Metazoa, Chordata, Mammalia, Artiodactyla, Ziphiidae. Gene Ontology annotation, biological process: cell surface receptor signaling pathway. The coding region runs from base 16 to 744 and encodes 242 amino acids. The transcript is spliced from 6 exons.